Trichosporon asahii var. asahii CBS 2479 is the source of this 2220-nucleotide messenger RNA. RefSeq names its product regulation of cell growth-related protein. The record is from RefSeq and is a predicted model, not a curated record. Gene Ontology annotation, cellular component: TORC2 complex; cytoplasm; plasma membrane. The transcript has 3 exons. Gene Ontology annotation, biological process: TORC2 signaling. Lineage: Eukaryota; Fungi; Basidiomycota; Tremellomycetes; Trichosporonales; Trichosporonaceae. Gene Ontology annotation, molecular function: phosphatidylinositol-4,5-bisphosphate binding. The coding region runs from base 1 to 2220 and encodes 739 amino acids.
AUGGCUAUGAUAACAGAUACCGGAUAUGUGCUUCACGCGAUCCGGCUGUCCGCUUUGCGGACCACAGACGACCCCCUGACGCCGCGCAUUGUCACCCUCGAUCCGACCUUCGGAGGCAACCCCUACGUCCAAGCGAUGGGUUUGAGUGACAUUGACAAGUGGCCAGAAAUAAAACGAGCACUCGAUUCACCGGAACCAGAGCAGGAGCCCGGUGCACCUGCCCGGCGGCGCGGCGGUGCUUACAGCCCUGGGGAAGCGUCUACGCCCUCGGACGUCGCUGGCGCGGAGCCACCGCGACCAGGCGGGGCAAAUCUGCGUUACACGCAGACUAUCAUGCCUGGAAACCGAACGGGUGGCCUCGGCAUGCGCGUGACAGGGCGACGUGACGACGGACGGCGGCGACGAAGAGAUCCCGACAGCCGGCCGCGAGCCGACUCGGAACCGGAACCGAAACCGCCGUCCCUGCCCUUGUCUCCUGAGCUGCGGAGUGAGCUGACGAGCUCGAGCUCGGUGGGAGGCGCGGCUCCGAGCCUGAUGGGGACGCUGUACAGCGGCGGGGCUGUGCCGGUUGAGGACCUCGGCGACGACUUGGAAGUUGAUGUUGACGAAGGCUCUGACGUUGACGACGAUGAAGUGGACGAGGAGCUGGUUCCCGCGCCGAAACGGCCGACACAUAUGCGGCAGGUCUCGAACUUCAUGAAGCCGGCUCCGCCUCGCCGUGUGUCUACGAUACAUGAGGAUGAUAGACGAUCGUCGACCGAGGAUGAGCCCGCCUUGCAGUUCGGUCGCCAACCUCUGCAUGCCCCGCGAAAGUCUGCUCUGACCGCGCUACUCAAUGCGCAUGUCCCGCACCUUGUGUCAACCGGAGACGGACAAGCCCCCGCCAGCACACCUACCCAGGUCAACCCGUUCAACUCGCUCUACGCCAGUGUCGCUGCACCGCCCACGUUGCCAAGUCUCAGCCUCGAGCUCUUCUACCCGCACUCUGAUGAGCCCAGCGAGCCAGUCAUUGUUCAAGUAAGGAAGGACGCGACCGUGGAGGAAGUCACCGGCUAUGCUCUGUGGAAGUACUGGGAGGAGGGUCUGCAGCCGCCGAUCGCCGAGGAGGACUGCACCACGAUCAAUUGGGGUCUCCGCAUCGUUGAAGACGACGGAGAGGUUGACGAGGAUUUCCCCGCUCUUGAUCGCGAGUCGAAGAUCUCCAAGUUCUCCUACGGCCAGUUCGGAAUCGUCAAGGCGUCCGAGUCGCAGAGAAAGCAGAACGAGGCGAUGAUGCCAUUGAUCCAGCGGCGUCCAUCUCGCAUUAUCGCGGAGCCCACCCGGCCACCUGUCCGCCAGAACUCGCAGCCCGCCGGCGCUGCCGGUCCAGUUCCGCCAUUGCCCGUUAUGCCGCCUGUUCCUGUACCUGCCGCGCCCAUGCCUGCGUUGGCGCGGUCGCCAGAAGACAUGAUGGAUGUCACGGAGCAGCUGUCGUCCUCUAGGUCCCGCCCGACCCUGCUCCGCGUGCGUGUCGAGGCAACACCAAGUGUCGCCUUCACGACCACGCUCUCCGUCCCGAGCGACAUGUACAUUGCCGACCUGACCGAGGUCCUCGUGCAGCGGAAGAGCCUCCAGGGCCCGUCGAGCGAGUGGGUGCUGUGCCUCGGCAACAAGAGCCUCGCGCUGCCCCUGGACCGUACCGUCGCGAGUCUCGGCAGCAACACGGAGCUCGCGCUCGUCACGCGCCGAUGGGCACUCGAGAACGGCCUCGGCACAGGCGACCGGCGCGGCGGCGACCCGAACGCCAACAUCUUCAAGCGCACGAGCGAGCACAUGCCGCCCGACCUCACCGCGUUCACAAAGUACACCGUGCUCCGGAAGACGGGCAUUGGCAAGCACGAGCGCGUCCUCGCUAUCGACGGAGACUACAUCCACGUAAGCUGGCGCUCGCUUUCCAAGCUGACAUUCCAGAUCAUGCCGUCCGAGAACCGCGGGUUCUUCGACACAAUGAAGACGACGAGUUUCCACGUCACGCUCGUCGCGAAUGUGAAGCUCUCUGGUCGCGCGGGCGGGUUCAAGCUGUACGUGUGGCGCGACGGGGGACGGAAGCGGUACGAGUUUGAGGCCGAGAAUGGGCGUAUCGCGGCCGAGAUUGUCGACAAUAUCAAGGAAUUGAUGAGGGAGUACCAGAAGCCAGACCGCACCUCGGCCUACAUCCGCUCGUCGGUGCAUCGUCCGUAG